AUGACCACGCAGUUCUGUUCCCCGAUCUUCUCCUCCGGCUCUGCCAAGAGCUUCUGCAGCACGGUUGGUGGCAUCUCUCGGAUAUCUUCCGUCCGCUCCAUGGGUUCCUGCAGGGUUCCGAGUCUUGCUGGAGUUGCGGGCUCGGCCUCGUCGGUCAGGCUGGGCCUCUCUGGCCUUGGCAGCUGCGUGCCUGGCUCCUACCUGUCAUCGAGGUGUCACCCCUCCGGCUUCCUGGGGAGCGGGGGCUGGCUCUGCGAGGGCUCGUUCAAUGGCAGCGAGAAGGAGACCAUGCAGUUCCUCAAUGACCGCCUGGCCAACUACUUGGAGAAGGUGCGGCAGCUGGAACAGAGCAAUGCCGAGCUGGAGUGUCGUAUCCGGGAGUGGUAUGAGUCCCAGAUCCCCUACAUGUGCCCUGACUACCAGUCUUACUUCAAGACCAUGGAGGAGCUGCAGCAGAAGAUCCUGCUAACCAAGGCUGAGAAUUCCAGACUGGUCCUGCAAAUUGAUAAUUCUAAGCUGGCUGCUGAUGACUUCCACACAAAGUAUGAGACAGAAUUGAACAUGCGACAGCUGGUGGAGGCUGACAUUAAUGGCCUGCGCCGCAUCCUAGAUGAGCUGACCCUAUGCAAGGCUGACCUGGAGAUGCAGGUGGAGUCUCUGAAGGAGGAGCUGCUCUGCCUCAAGAAGAACCAUGAGGAGGAAGUCAACACACUCCGUUGCCAGCUUGGGGACCGGCUGAAUGUGGAAGUGGAUGCAGCCCCCCCAGUGGACCUCAACAAGGUCCUGGAUGAUAUGCGGUGCCAGUAUGAGGCUCUGGUGGAGAAUAAUCGCAGAGACGUGGAAGCCUGGUUCAACACCCAGACUGAAGAGCUGAACCAGCAGGUGGUGUCCAGCUCAGAGCAGCUGCAGUGCUGCCAGUCGGAGAUCAUUGAGCUGCGGCGCACAGUCAAUGCCCUAGAGAUCGAACUGCAGGCCCAGCAUGGCAUGCGAAACUCUCUAGAAUCCACACUGGCUGAGACCGAGGCCCGCUACAGCUCGCAGCUAGGACAGAUGCAGUGCAUGAUCACCAAUGUGGAGUCUCAGCUGGCUGAGAUCCGCUGUGACCUAGAGCGGCAGAACAACGAGUACCAGGUGCUACUAGAUGUCAAGGCACGGCUGGAGUCAGAGAUCGCCACAUACCGCCGCUUGCUGGAAAAUGAAGACUGCAAGCUCCCCGCCCAUCCUUGCAGCACGGAGUGUAAGCCUGCCAUCAGGGUACCAUUCGCCUCAACUGUACCCUGUGCCCCAACUGUGCCCUGUGCCCCGGCCUCCCAGGUCAGCACACAGAUCCGCACCAUCACCGAGGAGAUCAGAGAUGGCAAGGUCAUCUCUUCCCGGGAGCAUAUCUUGCCACGAGCCAUGUAA
Molecule: messenger RNA, 1404 nt
Organism: Suncus etruscus (white-toothed pygmy shrew)
Lineage: Eukaryota; Metazoa; Chordata; Mammalia; Eulipotyphla; Soricidae
Gene: KRT36
Product: keratin 36
Exons: 7
Coding region: 1-1404 (467 amino acids)
Molecular function (GO): structural molecule activity
Source: RefSeq, a predicted model, not a curated record